Molecule: messenger RNA, 3843 nt
Organism: Nezara viridula (southern green stink bug)
Lineage: Eukaryota; Metazoa; Arthropoda; Insecta; Hemiptera; Pentatomidae
Source: the annotation of a GenBank genome assembly
GUCCUUUUGCUAGAAAACAGAAUCCAAUUACAUGUGAUGUUUUAGUUUAGGCACUCCGUAACAAUUUUUGUACAUAUGUCAGUUUAUUUUUUUUACCAAUUGUAAAUCAUGGAAGAUAUUUUACGUAAACUUAUGUCAAAUGACAGUGAAUCCGUACGGGAGGGAACUGUACAACUCAAAGAAGAAGUUAACAAUCCAGAAUCAAUAGGGAUUUUAUGUAAACUAUUAAGUUUACACCAAGAUGCAGACAUCCGGCAGUUUGCAGCUGUAAUCCUUAAGAAAAGAUUUUCUAAAAAAAAUAAAUGGACUACAGUUGAUCCUCAAUUGAAAGCUGAGAUUAAAGCUGGACUUUUGCAAACAUUUAUCAAUGAACCUGAAAAAAAUGUUAAGAAUUGUAUUGCAUAUCUGAUUGGUGUGAUUUUGAAGCAUGAUUAUCCAGAAUGGCAAGAACUUAUGAGUUUUCUUCAGCAAGCUAUGACUAGUGAAAACACCAAUGAUAGAGAACUGGGCUACUAUAUGCUCUCCAUUCUCACUGAGACUUGUCCUGACGAAAUGCAAGCCCAUGCUCCAUCUUUCUGUACUCACUUUUCUACAGCUUUAUCAAAUAUGACAGACAAAGCAUCACCAAUUGGAUAUUUUAUGAUGAUUUGCCUGACACACAUGUGUCCAUCAUUAUCUUCCAGUAAACAGUUGAUGAAUAUCUAUAAUGAGAUAAUUCCGAAGACGUAUGAAGUUAUUCAAGCAUUAGCUGAAAAGAGACCUGAUCGAGCUUGUGAAGCACUGGAUCUUUAUUAUGAAUUAACUUCUGAAAAAGAGAGCCUUUCUUUGAUAACACCAAGAAUUAAGGCAAUUAUAAAUCUUUGUUUAGACCUCACUCAAAAGUCAAAAAGUGAAGACCUGCAAAUUAAAGCCCUGAAUUUUAUUGCAACUUUUUCUAUGGUUAAAGCCAAGCUUUUGUUUAAAGAUGGAUUAAUGAAUACCAUUCUUUCUGUUCUAUUUGCUAUAAUGAAAGCUCCUCCUCUUGAUGAUGAAGAUGAACAAUAUUUUAGUGCUGAUACAAGUGAAGAUACCCUCCUAACUUGUGCUUGUGAGACUUUAGAUGUGAUAGCUAUAAAUGCUGACCCAAAGAAGGUUAUGGUGCCAAUUAUGGAAAUGGUCCGACCUGCCCUUCAAAGCUCUGUACCAUAUGAUAGAAAAGGGGCCUAUCUUGUAAUGGCUAUAGUUUGUCAAGGAUGUGACAAUUAUGUGAGAAAUAACAUGUUAGAAGAUUUUGUUUCUACAGUUUACAAAGGUGUCAAUGAUCCAAGUUCUGUUGUCAGAAACGCAGCUCUCUUUGCAAUGGGACAAAUGGCUGAACAUUUGCAGCCUGAAAUAUGUAAACACUCAUCAGAUAUAUUGCCUUUGCUCAUUAAUCAAUUGGACCGUCUUGGUGAAGAGGGUAAGAACGGUGCCAGAAUGGGUCAGCGUGUUGAUCGUCUCUUCUAUGCUAUAGAGAGCUUUUCAGAAAUUCUUGAAACAUCUCUGACUGGUUUCCUUAAUGAAUUAAUUCCAAGACUCCUUGUUCUAUCUGUACCUCCUUAUCAUCCACAUGUCAGGGAACUUGCAAUGGCCAAUAUUGGAACUGCCGCUGGCUCGGUUGAAGAAGCUAUUGCUCCAUACUUCAGAGAUAUUAUGAAUGUUCUGAACGUUUAUCUUUCUUCUCCUUCAGAUUCCGAUAUCACGUCUUUAAAAGUAGAAGCCAUUGAUACUUUGAGUAUGCUAGCUAGACAUGUUGGGCCAAAUGAAUUCCAGCCUCUAGCUCUUGAUUCAAUCAAGUUAGGUAUUCAGCUCGUGGCUGAAACUGAUGAUCCUGAUAUCCGUAAAUCAACAUAUGGCCUAUUUGGUUCUGUUUCUCAUGUCCUAAAAGGAGAAAUGGGACCUCUUCUUGAGAGUAUUGUUCUUCCUAUUAUUAAUACUAUCAAAGACCAGCAAGCCUAUGUAGUUCAUAAAAGAGAUGAUGCAAUGGCAGCCUUUCCUUUGUAUGACAGUGAUUCUGAAGACAAAAAUGAAGAUUUUGAUGAUAUCAGUAUAGAAAAUGAUUAUGUUGAAGAAAAAGAAGAAGCUUGUUUCGCAUUGAAGAAAAUUGCUGAAAAUACAGGUGUCAGUUUUGCUCCUUUCCUGGAGUCCAGCAUGGAAGAAGUUUAUAAACUUUUAAAUUUUCCUAGUCUUGAUGUGAGAAAAGCUGCUUUAGAAGCAGAAGCUCAGUUUUGUAUCAGUUUUACCAACAUCAUGCUGAACGCCUCUCAUGGAGACAACAUCCUAGUCAUAACUAUAAUGGAAAAAAUUAUUGGAAAAACAAUUGAACUCAUAAAGAAAGAUCUUGAACGUGAGGUAGUUCUAGUUGGCCUGGAGUGCUUACAAACACUUCUAAAGGAAAUAGGACCACAAAUUGGAAGUAUUGAACAUAUUAAAAAAGCUAUAAUCGAUGUGCUGAAGGAUGUUUUGAAUUCCAAGACCGAGUCUCAUUUGAUGGUUGGAGCCGGUGAUGAUGAAGCAACUGAAAGUGAAGUAAUGGAUGCUGCUUGUGAUGUAGUUCCUCUCCUUUCAAAGGCAAUGUCGCAACCAGAAUUUUCACAAUUAUUUGCUGAGUUCCUUCCUCUUCUAAGGAAUAGGAUCGUACAAAAUCAGAACGAAGUUGAGUCAGAUGAAGAUGAUGAAGAUGAAAUGGAGGGGACUAGAGCCAACACUAUUGGUGUUAUUGCAGAAUGUAUGUCUGGUCUUGGAGAGAAUGUUAGUGGUUAUGUAAAUUCUCUGCUUCCAUAUCUUUUAGGAUUAACAAAAGACCCUGAUGCAAAUGUUAGAAACAAUUCUCUCUAUACCAUUGGUGAAAUGGCUCUCCAUGGCAAACAACAUAUUUAUCAACAUUACCCAACAAUCUUAAAUGCUUUAUCGCAAGUUUUAGCAUCCGAGAACAAACCAAAAGUAUUGGAUAAUGCUUGUGGUGUGCUGGCAAGGCUUAUUCUGACGAAUGCUCAAGGCAUUCCGUUACAGCAGGUUUUUCGUGCCUUUGUAGCUCAAUUACCCUUAAAAGAAGAUUUUUCAGAAGAUGUUUGGGUAAUGAAAGCUAUUUGUCAUGUGAUACAAAAUGCUCCUGAUGUUGCUAGAUCUGAAGUUUAUCUUAUUCUUCAGGCAGCUGGUUUUACACUCCAGUCACAUGCCCCAGAUAAUGAAUGCAAAGAAGUGCUUUUGAAUACAUUCAGGGUUAUAUUCGCUCAGCUUCCUCAGGAAUGUCAACUUGUUUUAUCACAGCUUCCUCCAAAAUUGAUUGAAACUCUUCGUGAAAUUGGAGUCACAUCAAAUUAAGAAUGUUCUUCACUGCUCAUCAUCAUUAUCAUCAUAUUAAACUAAAUUGUAAUGUUAUGAAUAUAGUUAAUUUAAUUUGUUAUGUUUAUUUAAGAAAAUAGAAAAAGAAAAAAAUAUCUAAGUGAAUUUUCAUGACUCACUAUGUUCUUAAAAAGGUUCUACAAAAGAUUGGUGAUAGCAGCAUUUUUAAAAUUUAUUUAUUAUACCUGUUAUAGUUCUAUACUGGUGUUAAUUGUUUACUUUUUGUUAAGAAUGUGGUAAUGUAAAAAUGGUGUAUAAUAAUGUUUCGUAUUUUAUAACAGUCUGACUUUUCUUUUAAUUUUUAUAUGCUCGGAAUUUGUUUUCGUUUUGGUUUCUUUAUUCUCCUCUUAAAUUAAUUUGUUUAAUUUUCAAUUAAAUUGGAACUAGUCAAAGUUUGAUUUUUGCACUAAAUAAUUCAUUUGACAUUGUCUUCCUAUUUUAUUGUAGUUAUGCUUUUAUUUUAUUUUUUUGUUUUGUUUU